Molecule: messenger RNA, 477 nt
Organism: Strongyloides ratti
Lineage: Eukaryota; Metazoa; Nematoda; Chromadorea; Rhabditida; Strongyloididae
Product: Netrin domain and Proteinase inhibitor I35, tissue inhibitor of metalloproteinase family and Tissue inhibitor of metalloproteinases-like, OB-fold domain-containing protein
Exons: 2
Coding region: 1-477 (158 amino acids)
Biological process (GO): negative regulation of membrane protein ectodomain proteolysis; negative regulation of endopeptidase activity
Cellular component (GO): extracellular matrix
Molecular function (GO): metalloendopeptidase inhibitor activity; protease binding
Source: RefSeq, a predicted model, not a curated record
AUGAUAUUUUUAGUAAUAAUAUAUUCUGUAUUAUUUAUAAAUACAUUAAAUGGUUGUUCAUGUCGAUUGAAAUCUAUUCAAGACAUCAUCUGUAGCAGUGAUUGGGUAUCACAUUUAACUGUUCUUGGAAAGUAUGAUAUAUUACCUGUUGAUGGAAAUGUAGAAGGUCCACAAAUAGUUGGUAAUUUUAUGUAUGUUACUUUACAUAAAGAAAUUUUUAAAAUUUCUGAUAAUGAAACUGAAAUUGAGCCAUUAAUUUUUACACCAAAAAAUGAUAUAUUAUGUGGAAUUCCUGAUCUUGUUGUUGGAAAAGAAUAUUUACUUGCAGGAUAUUAUACAGGAGAUGUUAAUAGAAUAAGAUUAUGUGAUCAAAUGUCACCAGAAAAAAGUCCACGUUUCAUUUACCCACCAGAAUGGUAUCAAAUAUCUGAAGAAAUAAAAAAAAAAUUAAGGGGAAAUAGUUACAAUUGUGAAUGA